CAACAGAGAGCUAUGGAGCGAGGCAGAGAGUGGAACACGGAGAGAGGAAGAGGAGUGUGAUUACAAAUGGAAGAGAGGCUGAGAGUGCUACUCAGCAGCAAACACAGGGUGAAAAAGUUCAGAUCCUGGAAGGACGACACGAAGCCAGACAGGUGUGUGUGUGUGUGGAGCGUCUGUGAACAUGGAUGGACAUGCUUUGUGAAGAUGGAAGCACAGAGGGACGGGUGGAUGGAGGCACAUGUGAAUCGUGACGACCUUGGACCUAACUAUCUGCACUGCUUGCCAAGAGACUGGAGUCUGUGUCACAUGAUCAGAACACCUCCUCAGCUUCUGCAGAAGGGCAUGCAGUGCCAGUGUGAGUGACGGGCAGCGUGAGCCAAUGAGCUUCACACCGAACCCAGCUCUUGUCCCAGACAGGGACAACCUCCCACUCAAAAAGAGGGACCAAAGACGGAGCUCACCACCACCACAGCAGCUGCAGCAGCAGCAGCAGUGUGAUGCUGUGACAUUCAAGGCUCCCUAUCCUUAUAAAAGCCACAGCGAGUUUAAGACAAAGCACACGGGCCCCUUCCAGCCCGUACCCAAACGUGUUCCUGCACUGUACCAGCCAUGGAUGCAGACAUCCACCAGGUCCAAACCUCAGGUCCUCUCUGCUUUCAGGGAGCAUCACGGCUGCGCAGAGUGGAGAGACUUCAACCCCCUGCACCUCGGCUGGGACUUUUCUCACCACUAUCAGCACCACAGCCACUUCUCUGGCACACCUGCUUUCCACCCAGGCCACCCACUUCACCGCUCCAGAUUCAGCCCCGUCUCCCUGGUCAAUGAGGGUUUCCAAAGGGUGGGUGGAGGCUACGGCUGGGAGCAGCUCAAAACGUUAAGUGACAAGAGUUUAAACACAGAGCGGGAGAGCAAUGAGAGGAAUAAAGGGCCAUAUGUGAGGAGGAGAGACAGAAAGGUUGAGUAUUUUCCCAGGGUUGAAAAAGCACGUCCUGCAUCAUUGACAUGCCUAUCUCACUGUCCACAUGGGGACCUUACACUGCAACACGAUGUGCAGCACAAAUUGGCAAAGGCUGUCAAAAACCCUGUUUCUGGACAUUCCUACAUAAGAUUUCCCCCUGACAAUAAGUCAAGAAACACGUACACCUCCAUGAAGGAGGACUCAUCAGGAUCUUCUGAUCUCAUCUCUUCUGAGCAGGCAUCUUCCUCCUCAUCCUCCCCCAACCAUUUUCCCUGGCUGCUCCCUCACUUUGUGGCAGGCUCUCUGAUCGAGCUCAGGGACGGGCGGCUGAGGAGGGUGGAGCACCUGCAGACGGAGGACUUCAUGCUGGGAUCACUGGCCUGUCCAGACCUGCACCUGAGCUGCUGCACGGUGCAAAGCAUCUCCCCCUCAGCUAUGUCCUCCAUCUCACGUCUCCUCAUCCUGCUUCAUGACCAGCAGACCCAGGAGCUGGUGGAUGUCUACAUGGAGUACCCGUUCUUUGUGCGUGGGCGGGGCUGGUCCUCCUGCAGCCCUCAGAGGACCGCACGUCUCUGUGGCCUGCAGUGCCGCCAGCUCAGCGUGGGGGACGUCUGCCUGGCCCUCACCCCUGUCUCGGCCCCCCGGUCUCCGCCGUCAGCCACCCCGGAGCCAAUGACCUCCCCCAGGAAGUCAGAGGAAGGGUGUGAGUCCCUAAAGGCCCCACAACCCAACGCUCCCCCAGGUUCAGAGCGGCCAGCGGGGGAGCAGAAGAAGGAGGUAGAGGGGGUCCGGAGGAGACACUACUCAGCCCCUGAGUUGAGAGGUCCAGGGACUAACUGCAUGUAGUGAGGAGGGUCGCUGUUUUACGGACAGGAAACAAAUCGAUCUCUUUUAAUCUUUGCUGUAUUCAGCCAAUAUUUGCUGUCUUUCUACCUCCUGAAUCAUAUUUCUGUGCUUGACUGUGGUUUUUAAUUGUGUCUAAGGAGUAAAAGCUUAAGAAGAAUGAUAAGAUUAACUCUCAGGAUCCCCCAGAGAUAAACUUGCAUUAGGAUAUUCGUCAAGGUAAGCCAGGGAUCAAACACUGACUAUAAGAAUUGAGUUAAACGUUACACUUCCUGCAAGCCUGAUCAGAGUCCAUCAUGAUGCAGAAUUCAGAUGUUAUUCACGAGAGACCUCAGUCAACUUAAAAGAUUUUUCUGAGAAACAAAGUGCACGUCUUAGCUGCCGUGGGGAGCUGCUUCAGUGAAUUUGAGAAAGAUUUUGUAGGUUCAAAGAAUAUUUUCACUUUGGGUUUUAAAGUGAAAGCUCAUAUUAUUUCUAGCAGCUCUGACAAAAUCGGCCCACGUUCCCCGAAAAGCACAAAAAAAACCUCCCUCAGGUCCUUCACAGCUGAUCAUAUUGUUUCAAGCUUCUCUCUCUUCUGCCUAAUAUUAUGGAAGACUUCUUUAUGAUCAUAAACCACAGAUCUUGUUCCAAAUCGCUGGAUAUCCUUAUUAAUGCCAGGAACUUGUCUGAUAAAACAGUCCUCCGUUUGACAGUGAAUUUUUACAUUGACAUCACUUUUUUCAGUAGGAUUUAGUUUUACGCUUCUACCUCUAUUUUCUAUUUAAGGUGACAGAUACGUUUGUGUUUUUAACUGUGUGGGCUGUGUUGUGGUAUGCUAUGCUGGAAGCUCUCAGCUUCUCUGUGAAUGUCAGUGUGAAUGCCUUUAUUUGCCUGGUUGUCACAUAUAACGUAUAACAUGCUUUGCUUUUGUACCGGCGCUCCUCGUUUACAUGUCUGUCCCGUUGUUAAGAGUGGACAUGCUCCUGCUAUUUGAAAGUACUUUAAAAGCACAUUCCCUGAUCGGUGUACAGCACUGCAAUGUGAUUUCCUCCCAGGUCUACACAGUACACAUUUAGACAAACUUGAAAAUUUAAAUCCGGACCACGGGGACUCAAACAUGAUGCCACAAUUAGGGCAGACAAGGUGCUGCAAACACAGAUCGAGUCUUGAACCAGCAAAAUGGUUUUCUCACUUUUCAAUAAAUUCAU
Messenger RNA from Chelmon rostratus (copperband butterflyfish), 2991 nucleotides. RefSeq lists its product as uncharacterized. The coding region runs from base 380 to 1804 and encodes 474 amino acids. The record is from RefSeq and is a predicted model, not a curated record. The transcript has 4 exons. Gene Ontology annotation, molecular function: RNA binding; protein binding. Lineage: Eukaryota; Metazoa; Chordata; Actinopteri; Chaetodontiformes; Chaetodontidae. Gene Ontology annotation, biological process: negative regulation of transcription by RNA polymerase II; nervous system development. Gene Ontology annotation, cellular component: nucleus.